Molecule: messenger RNA, 4189 nt
Organism: Patella vulgata (common limpet)
Lineage: Eukaryota; Metazoa; Mollusca; Gastropoda; Patellidae
Product: transmembrane protein 43
Exons: 12
Coding region: 152-1402 (416 amino acids)
Biological process (GO): nuclear membrane organization
Cellular component (GO): nuclear inner membrane
Source: RefSeq, a predicted model, not a curated record
GGCCACUGUCACAUUGCCCUGUAACAUGUUUUGUUUACAACUUUAAUGCACAGUAGAUUCAGAGAAUCGUGCUUGUGAUUAUUACGAAUAGGUGUUAGAUAUUCUACGAUUUACAAAUUUAUGUAUUGGACAUUACGGGUGCGCAUCAGCAAUGUAUAGACAGCAGUAUCCAGAUGAUCCUGGCAUGCACAAUAACCAAGGCAGUGGCUACAGUCAUACACGUGUAUCUUAUCGAAGGAACGCGUCAUUUUGUGAAAGAAUAAAGUCCAGUCUUGUUGCAUUUGUAGCAGGUUUAGUUUUAUUGGCAGCAGGAACUGGUUUACUAUUUUGGAAUGAGGGUAGAGCCGUACAGAGGGCCCAAUCUUUAGAUGAAGGUUUAAGUGUCAUAAUACCUUUAUCAACUACAGAUGUAGCUUUUGAGGCUAAUAAUGGAAAGCUGGUUCAUUUGUCAGGACCUUUAUUUACAGAAAAGGCUGUAACUGAUAGUGAUUAUGGUGUAACUGUUCAUGUUGUAAAGUUAAAGAGAAGAGCAGAGAUGUUACAGUGGGUAGAGGAAAAACAAGUCAGGGAGUAUAAUGUAGGUUCUGAAGUGAAAGUAGAGACAAGUUAUUCUUAUUCUUUGGAAUGGAAAGAAGAACUAAUAUCAAGUGCAUCAUUUGAUAGUUCGAUUGGACACGAAAACCCCAAAACCAUGCAUGUAAAAUCUAACAUAUUUAUUGCCAAUCCAGUACAGGUUGGAAAUUAUCAUCUUUCAGAAAAACUGAUAAGUUAUAUAAAUGUAUUUAAACCAUUGAGUAAUGAAUUGGUCAAUUUACCACAAAAUUCUGGUUUGAAAAUAUAUAUGGGAUAUGUAUAUAAUAGUUUUAAUCCUCAACAACCUAAGGUUGGUGAUAUAAGAUUGAUGUGGGAAUAUGCUGGUAUCAGUGGAAUGUCUAUGCUUGGUAUCACAGACCAGGUGAGUGUAAUAGCAAGACAGUCAGGUACACAUCUAACCAAAUAUGAAACCGAGGCUGGAGAUGAUUUAGAAAUAUUAUAUCCUGGUGUUUUAACUGCAAAGGAGAUAUUUGAACGUGAACAUGUACAGAAUAGUAUGAUGACAUGGGCUAUAAGAUUUGGAGGAUGGUUGAUUAUGUUUGUAGGUUUCGGAUGUUUAACAAGUAUUGUAACAACAUUAGUUGAUUGGAUACCAAUAGUACGAGAUCUGGUUGCUAUGGGAGUUGGUGCCAUGAAUACAGCAUUAUCAGUUAGUCUUUCUAUAACAGUCAUAGCCAUUGGCUGGAUUCGGUAUCGACCUAUGUUAGGUUUUACCUUAUUAGGAAUAGCUUUAUUACCCUUACUUGUCUCAAAAUUACGGCGAUCUCGACCCACCUCAUCAGGCUAUAAUAGAAAUUAUUAUUCUUAGUGUAAAUUAUCUUUGUAUAUAUUGUUGCUUGUAGAAUGUUUCUCCCACCUCAUCAAACUAGAAUAGAAAUUAUUAUUCUUAGUGUAAAUUAUCUUUGUAUAUUUUCUUUGUAUACAUGUAUAUGGCUGCUUGUAGAAUGUUUCCAUCCAAAAAUCAAUGAAUGCUAUUCCAUGCCAAAAUAUGCGUGAUUGUACAAUCCUCAAAAAAAAAUUUAUACAGAAUUUUUAUAGUCACCAGCUGAUGUGAAAUGUUAAUGAAGUCAAACCUCCUGUAAGGUAUAUCCUUACAUUAUCAUUAUUAAACUGAGUGUUAAAUAGGCUUUGUUUAUUGUCUGUUUCCAUCAAGGUGAUGUCACUGACAAAAUAUAUCUCGGCUUUAAUUUAUAUAGCUUUUAUUAAACCUUCACCGAAACCUUUUAUGAUAUAAUGAUAUAAUAUUCCAUCAAAUGUUGAUUGUCUGUUGAUCAGAACAAAAAUUGAAUAUUAACAUAUAUUUAAAAAGAUUAUCAUCUUAACCCUGAAAGUAUUAAUGAAGUAAGUAGAAAGCUGAUGUUUUACUUGAUCUCUUGAACUUCAUGAAUAAUAUUAGGCUUGAUCAUUCAGGUUUAUUAAUAGUUUUUAAUUUUGGUCUGAAUCAUAUUUUGUAUGUUUGUUUAUUUUUGAUGAAAUAUUAUUACAUACAUUUGUCUAUUUUUUAAAAAUUCUAAUACUUGGCAGUUCUUUUGUUAGAUAUGCAACAAUAAAUUAUAGUUAAUUAUUACUAAAAUAAUGAUAAAACGUUUCUUGAACUGCUUUAAAAAAUAUUCCUUGGAGGUCAAGAAGAAAGAGCUUCUACUAAGUGUGCAACUGCUUCCAGUCCUAGCUUUAAUAACAAUAUAAGAUGGUUUUUUUUAUAAUAUUUUCACUGAACACCAAUCUAACUAAAUUUAGAUUACAAUUCCAUUUUGUUUGGGUGGUUCUCUUUUUUGACAGUACAUUGUAAUGAACCAACUUUCUAUCAUCAUGACAUUUAUAUCAGACAAUAGUAAUCCAAAUAAUUAUUACCCUAUUUAAUCAAUCAGAAUCUUCCUCAUAUAAGCUUUCCCAUAAUUCAUCACAAUAUGCAGCCCUGUAUACUAAUGUAUGGUAGUCAGUUUGAUAUGUCAAAAAUUUCAUAUGAUGUGAAUGCCAACUUUAAACAUUGUCAGAUAAAUCAAAAUGAAAGUAGUUAUCUGAAUUUAAUCAGAUUGCUGUAUGGACCUAUAGUAGAAGUUUUGUAUUGAAACAUAACAUUUUAAUGCUUUAAAUAUUUUAGUUUUUUUGUAAUACAGAUAGCUAGCUGAUAGAUGCUUUAAUAAAUUGAUAUAUGGUUGUUAUUGUUAUAUAGAUUAACUGAUGGUAACAUAUUGAUCUAAGUUUAUAAAUUCUGUGUUAAUGUUUUGACAAUGUAUGUUUGAUAAUUUUAAAUUAUUUGUAGAUUUUAUGAUUAGUAAUGCAUUUAAAUUAUGAAAUUAUUGGUUUUAGAUUUUAACCCAGUUAAUUACAUAUAUUUAAUUUGUUUAUUUAAUAAUUGUUACAUUCCUACAAACUCCCUCCCAUCCAUGCAGUAUAAGUUAGUUGUCCCACUAUUUAAUGUUUUUGAUCACACUUUCGGUUUUGAUCACAAUUUAUGCACACAUUUGACCUCUGUAUAAACUUACAAAUGGCAUGUCUCAUACAUUUAUCUGAAUUCUUCAUCAAUGAAAUCAAAUUCGUCUUGAUAAAAAUUUACAAUUGAGUUAUUCUGAAAUCGUCAAACAGGUUGAAACUGUAUAUCAUUUGAUUUGCUUGAGAGAAAGCCUUCAUCAUUGUGAGUUGCACUAACAAUUGUUUUGAUUUUGCUUUGUAUUUUAUACAUUUGUUUAUAUUUAAACAUACAUUAUGCAAGAGCUGAAUCUGCCUAUUGCAGGUCUUUCUUUGGGCCUAAAAUGUUAUAUAUUAGACGUUUAUGAACAUGAAAAGACCUUUUAUCAACUCUCGAUGCCAUCUUAUGUGUUGGAUUUUUACUGCAUUUGAAUCCGAAUUACUGCUCAACGCUCAUUGAUGAUUUAAUCCAAAAAUGGAUAAUCGAGACUAUGUUUUUUUAUUGUACAAACUUUAGUAAUGAUGAUUGAGGCUAUGGGUAAAAUUGAAAUAUCUUGGUUCAGAGUGGAGCAAUUUGACUGCCAUCUCUUUAUCUAAUCUUCCAUAAUGCCCCUUUAAUUAAUUGAAUAAGGGUGUAGUUCUAGUACAUGUAAUAUGUAUUGUGAAUUAAAACAAUUCACUGAAGGUCUAUUGGGUAAAUAUUUGAUAUACAACUAGAUAUUCAACCACCAUAAAUCAACAGUCAUGUCAGUACUGAGCAUGGAAGGUGUGACUCUUUUCAAGUCAAUAAAUCAGUCUAAUAAGAAAAUAUCACUGUUGAAGAGAUCCACCAGCCAGACAUUGUUGAGCCAAUGGUAGUUGUUAGAGAUUUAUACCUAAAUCUUACAUAAUGUAUUGACUACUCGAACACUGAAUUAUUUAGUUUAUAGAUGAAUGAUUACAGUACUCACAUAACUUAGUAUGUGAAUAUAUUUUAUAUAAGGAUGUAACCAUUUCUAUAAAUACAUCUAUUAUUUUCUCUGAUAUUUGGGAGUGUCUGAUGUUUGAGUCAAUGUGAUAUACAUAUAUACACUGACUAUGAGGGUAUUAAGAUGAAUUGAUUCUUGCCACACUAACAUAAACCAUAAUGUAAAACUAAUGUAAUUUAUUUUAUUUUUGAAAUAAAUUGUUUUCUUUGUUUGCCAUU